AUGGACGACUCGAAGGGCUUAGCACUCGCUUUCGAAGAGGCCAAGAUCAGUUAUGACGAAGGUGGUGUCCCGAUCGGCGCCGCCCUCAUCGCUGCCGACGGCAAGGUCCUCGGGCGCGGGCGUAACAUGAGGGUCCAGAGCAGCAACCCCAUCCUACACGGCGAGACCUCCUGUCUCCAGAACGCAGGCCGCUUGCCCUCUUCGGCCUAUAAAGGAAGCACCAUGUACACGACGCUCUCCCCCUGCGACAUGUGCACCGGCGCAUGCAUCCUCUACGGCAUCGCCCGCGUCGUCAUCGGCGAGAACAAGACGUUCCUCGGCGGCGAGGCCUACCUUAGGCAGCGCGGCGUCGAGGUCGUGGUGCUCGACUCUGCCGAGUGCAGGGGGCUGAUGGAGAGGUUCAUUGCCGAGAAGCCCGAGGUCUGGAACGAGGACAUCGGCGUUGAGGAACGGGUUUAUUCGCGGGAGGGUGUCGAGGCUCCAUCCGUGUGA
Anthostomella pinea is the source of this 492-nucleotide messenger RNA. The record is from the annotation of a GenBank genome assembly. Lineage: Eukaryota; Fungi; Ascomycota; Sordariomycetes; Xylariales; Xylariaceae.